CUGCAGCUCUUCGCUUCCUUUCCUGGCAGCAACACAUUCAUUUUUGCUCCUAUAACACACAACACACUUGAGUGAAGAGGUGCAGCUGUACGGUUGUGUUCUCAGGGUUUUACUGAAUAGUUUAUAUUUUAGAAAUGUUUCAUUUAUUCAGUAAGCAGUUGAAGAUAGAUGACCACGAGGAUGUGACGUUCGUCAUCUAUACACUCUCAGAUGAUUUUGAAGGCUACGACACAGAGAAAGAGGAUGCCAAUGCAAACAAUAACCAACGAAUUCAACACCCAGGAGGAGACACUGCAUGGGGCAGGUGUUACAGACUGACUGUAGUGUGUGUGGUGUUGCUGUGUAUUCUCCUGCUGACUGCUGUCACAGUGCUGAAUACAGAAAACAACCAGCUGCAGACCAAAUACAACAACCUGGCUUUAGAGAGGGACCAGUUACAGAGGGAGAGAGAGGAAAUCCAGAAGGCUUUUAAAUCGGGAUGGACUUAUUUCAGUUCCAGUUUGUACUACUUCUCUACUGAAUAUAAGAGCUGGACUGACAGCAGACAGGACUGCAAAGAGCGAGGAGCAGACUUGGUGGUGAUAAACAGCAGAGAGGAACAGGAGUUUAUCAUGAAACAGGUGGGCAGCUCCAUUUGGGCUUGGAUUGGUCUGAGUGACAGAGACACAGAGGGAGAGUGGAAAUGGGUGGAUGGUACAUCACUGACCACUGCGUACUGGACUGAUGGGGAACCAAAUAAUAUAGGUGAUGAAGACUGCACUGGGAUUUUGGAUAAGGGCUGGAACGACAUGGAAUGCUCAGGAAAUCUCUUAUGGAUCUGUAAGAAAAGUUAUUUUAGUCAUUAGGGAACAGUCCAGUACAAUAUUCAUAAAUCAAGCUAAAUUUAUGGAGUGGUUCAGUUUAUUUAUUUUUUUUAAUCACAUGUAAUGCUUAAAACAAGAGACAGAAAGCAGCUUUACACAAAUCUAGAAAUAUAGUUGUAACUGUAUUAGCCUCAACACUGUUCUUGUGUUCUCAGGUCCUAUCAUGUAAAACUAAGGGUGUGAUCGCUGAGACUUUUUGUGUUCUGAAACAUUUGUGUUCUGUAUUGCAUUCAUCAUAAUUUGUUUUCAAGGAACUGCUUGUUUUUAAAAAAAAAUUCACCUUUUUCCACUGAACCUAAAUGUAAUAGUUUGCUUAUUAAGUUUAAAUUUAAGCGCAAUUACCAGAAUAACAAUAAAGAUAUCUGCAAGUGAUGUUCACAAGUAGUGCUCCCAAUGUCGAUUUUUGUGUGUUGAUUUUUGUGUGCUCUGCAGAAUCCAUAUUAGCAGAGUGUAAUGUGUGAGCUGAUGAAGUAAGACAUAAGCAUGUAAGACCAACGUUGCCUUUAUUAAGCAUAAUCCAAGAAUCACAGAGACCAUAGUGGGGUCAUAGCACAGGUGGGCAGCAACAAACCAGAGUAAUCCAUGAGCACAGACAAGGGUCAAAACCAGUAACUUUGUCAUGCAAGAAGCAAGAAACAAAAGAGGCUUAAGACAACUGAUGAUAGUAUCAGGAAUCACCGAUAGAUUCCAAGAGAUUCCUGAUUGCUUUCACAUCAGGUUGGACCACACAUUCUCCUGUUGGAAAAAUUGUGCUCUUGCUUUCUGUCAUGAUAAAUGGUGAGAGUUGUCUUUUGUUUUCGGGGGUUCUCCAAUAAUGUGGUAUAAAGUCAGUGUGUGCGCAACUGAAGUAUCAAUGAAUAAGUAUAGUAUCAUUCAAAAGUUUGGACACACCUUCUAAUUCAAUGGUUUUUUUCUUUAUUUUAAUUAAUUAAAAGUCACUUCAUGUCAAAGUAA
Molecule: messenger RNA, 1817 nt
Organism: Neoarius graeffei (lesser salmon catfish)
Lineage: Eukaryota; Metazoa; Chordata; Actinopteri; Siluriformes; Ariidae
Product: CD209 antigen-like protein E
Exons: 5
Coding region: 135-845 (236 amino acids)
Source: RefSeq, a predicted model, not a curated record